Messenger RNA from Tribolium castaneum (red flour beetle), 373 nucleotides. RefSeq lists its product as uncharacterized. Lineage: Eukaryota; Metazoa; Arthropoda; Insecta; Coleoptera; Tenebrionidae. The transcript has a single exon. The record is from RefSeq and is a predicted model, not a curated record. The coding region runs from base 1 to 282 and encodes 93 amino acids. Gene Ontology annotation, biological process: negative regulation of biosynthetic process.
AUGGAGAUACCGGCGAGUCUGCUCAUGUCGACUGGGACGUACGCGUAUGUGGCCGUGAAGGCCUCGCUUCAUGCCUCCGACAGUGCCGUUUUCGGCCUCAACGAGGACGAGGUUGUUGCGUUGGUGAAGCGCUUCGAGAGUUACAAGAAGGAGGUGAUUAAUGGGAUUCUGCUGAAAGCGACGCCGAUGCAAGUGAUCAAUGCCUUGGGGCAGCUGGGGUACAGGGUGGUAGGGACCACUGGCGAAGCCGAAAUUGUCUGGACUUUGCAACGUGAUAUUUAAUUACAACUGGUGUGUGUGUGAGACUUUUAUUGUGUAAGAGAGACUUGCUUAUGUACAUUAACAGACGGUGGUUUACUUAAUUAAACUAGAU